AUGUCGCGAAUGGCAAAGCGUUAUCAGGGAGUCCGAGCUAGACAAAUAUUGAACAUACUUAGGGGACUUGCGAACAACACGCAGCUUCAAACAUCUUCAUCUAACUCAGAUAUGCCUGAGCAAUUGAUACCUGAAAAGAAAACAAAAGCCUCUACGAACGACUACCUUAGACCAAAGAAGAGAAAAGUCACUAAAUCGUAUUCACUUUCAAACAUACCAAAGUAUAACCAUUCAAUGAAUCAACGACGUUGUUCUUCUGUUCCACCUACAAUUACAGUACAGUAUCGAAAACAAAAGGAUUUUCAUAUUUACAGUGAUAUUUGUUCUGUCGGUAGAGGAUGUAGUUUAUCGAUGUCGGCUCUCACUUGCGAUGAUACCAAAGAAUUUGGCAGGAAAAGAUGUUACUCAAUUCCACUUUCAUAUUUCAGUAUUAACGAAAAUACUCAGAUGAUAGAACCUGAACCUUCUAACCUAAUAGUCGAAAGUAGCUCCUACGAUGGGGACUAUUCGGGUGAUGACACUGACGUAACUUAUUGUCCCUCAGACUUGUGUCUUGGUUCAUACACCGUGCAAUCUUGGGUUAAAAAGUCGCGUAAUAGAGUAAUUCCUUGUCAGGAAGUUCAAAAUAUGGCCAGGGUUAAAACGCCACGAUCUGGAACUCUGCGAAAACUUUUAACCGCCCGUAGCUUUUUAGAUAACAUUCCCAAGCUACCGUCUCACUAUGCGAGAAAAGACUCGUCAAAGUUAUAUUUAGAACCAAUUUACCGUUCUUUGAAUGAUUUAUAUAGACAGUAUAAAGAGCACUGUACUCAAAACGAAGAGCCUGUGCUUUCUCGUUUCACAUUCCAGAAACUGUUUCACGAUAAGAAUCUCUCUUUAUACACGUUGAAAAAAGACAUGUGCGACAUUUGCAGUGGACAUGUAGUAGGAAACAUUAAUACAACCGAUUAUGAACAUCAUAUUAGACGCAAAAAUAGAGCGAGGCAGGAAAAGGAAACCGAUAAAAAGAAAGCUACAUCUGGUGAAUUCAUUUUGCUGUCUAUGGAUUUAGAGUCUGUAAAAGUAUGUCCUUAUAUAACUGCUAGUGCCCUUUACUUUAAGACAAAACUUACCUGUCAUAAUUUUACAAUUUAUGACCUGGUAACCCAUCAAGCCUCCUGUUAUUGGUUUGAUGAAACGUGCGCGGAUCUAACUGCUAGUACCUUCACAUCUUUUGUAUGCGAUUACCUCAAGAGAUAUUGUUUGCCCAAACCAUUACCCAUAGUUAUUUACUUAGAUGGGUGCACCUAUCAAAAUAGGAAUAAUAUCAUGGUAAAUGCUUUGUUGAACAUGAGUAUUGAACACGAAGUAUCUAUCACACAGAAAUACUUAGAGCCUGGUCAUACUCAAAUGGAGUGUGACUCAGUACAUGCUGCAAUUGAAAGAAAGUUAAAAAAUAGGGAGAUACAUCUUCCCAGUGACUAUAUUACUGUGAUGAAGGAGGCACGAAUAAAGCCUGCUCCGUAUGAAGCUAUUAUGAUCAAUUAUGAUUUUGCUAAGGAUUAUAGCAAUAAAUCGACAUGGAGGUACAGCAGCAUAAGACCGGGUCGAAAAGCUGGAGCCUCUUGUUGUUGA
Messenger RNA from Parnassius apollo (apollo), 1614 nucleotides. NCBI's taxonomy places the organism in Eukaryota, Metazoa, Arthropoda, Insecta, Lepidoptera, Papilionidae. The record is from the annotation of a GenBank genome assembly.